This is a messenger RNA of Oryza brachyantha (malo sina), 1541 nucleotides long. RefSeq names its product UPF0481 protein At3g47200-like. Lineage: Eukaryota; Viridiplantae; Streptophyta; Magnoliopsida; Poales; Poaceae. The coding region runs from base 96 to 1511 and encodes 471 amino acids. The transcript is spliced from 3 exons. The record is from RefSeq and is a predicted model, not a curated record.
ACAUACAUAACACGUAGAUGCCCUACAGAGAAAUUGAAUGAGAUCGAGCUAGAGCUUGCUGCUAUAUAUCCUUAGGAUCAAGACACACCCGCCCGAUGGAGCCUGCAGCAAACUUCCAAACGGAAAUAGACGUGGAGGCCCUGCUCAUGGAUCUGAUGGCCAGCAGACAGUGCUUUGAGACAGCGAACAACCCAUCCGGGUGCAAGAUUCCGUUAGACGACAAUGGACUGAAGCCGAAGGUGAUGAGCAUCGGCCCUUACUACCACGAUCCUCUCAAGGGGGCGAUGGAGCAGGAGAAGGCGGCGAUGCUCUACGACAUGCUGCAGGCUUGGGAGCAACAGAAGCCUGCCAUGCUGACAAGCUUACUGAAAGCGGUCAGUGCCGUCGAGAAGGAAGCGAGGGAGAACUACUUCGACCGGGUCCCUGACAUGAGCAGUCACGAGUUUGUGGAGAUGCUGUUGCUCGAUGCGUGCUACAUACUAGCCAAAUUCGUGCUGCCUUACUGCUGCACCGGCGGUGGGGCCAUCAGCGCCGCCGGGACGGAACCGCCGGACACGGCGAGCCAGACCGUGAGCGCUAUGCACGACAUGGAAUUGGUGCGCGACAUCUUCUACCUCCUCGGCAACCAGAUACCGUUCUGUGCCCUCGAGAAGAUCCACGAGGUGCUACAUGGUGGCAGUAGCAUGAGCAUGCCGCCGGGUACUACUGUGGUGACUGACACCUUGCUCACCAACGUUCGGCAGCUGCUCCAACACUUCGGCUACUCUAUUCGAAACGACACGCUCGUCGAGCCCUGGCACCUGCAUCACCUGCUGUACAUGCACUUUCAGCCCCACAACGACGGCAGCAUCAGUAGUAGUGUUGCGCAGGUCGACAGCGGCCGGAAAUCUAAAGCCAUCACGUACCGCUGGCGCGCGGCGACCUACUACCGCGCCGCCGGCGUGAUCUUCAGGAAGCGGCACCUCGACCACGGCGCCAGCAAGAAGUGGUGGUUCUGGUUCGUCGACGGCGGCGCCCGGUCCAUUCUGGACGUGAGGUUCGACGGCCUGACUCUCCGGAUCCCGUCGCUUAUGGUGGACAACAACACGUACACCGUGCUGCGAAACCUGAUGAUGCUGGAGCAGCACAACCCGGAUAAACUCGGCAGCCACGUCACUGCCUACUGCGUCUUCCUGUCGCAGAUCGCCGGCACGGCGAGCGACGUCGCGCUCCUCGUGAAGAUGGGUAUCAUCGUGCACCUCAUGGCCAACGACAUCGAUGUCGCUAACAUGCUGUCCAGGCUGUGCAGCGGCAUCACCAUCGACUUGGACGAGCCCAAGCACAACUACCUGCACAAGACACGGAAGGAUGUGGAGCGAACGUACAAGAACCGCACGAUUCGGUGCGGGGCGCUGCUGUGGCGACGGCACUUCAGAAACCCGCUGCUGGCGAUCGCCAUGGUGGCUGCCGUUGUUGCAUUUUCCUGUCAAAUUAUCCAGGCUUACUAUACAUACAAGGCCUACAAACCUUAAAAACAACACAUACCACUUACAUAUAACUAC